UGUGUGAACAACUGUCGAAAAUAUUUCAUUGUUAACUUCAAUGGGUGCCGCCAUCUUGGAAAUUAGAAAAUGGCGUCGACAUCUACAGAAGCAAGUACAUCUAAUGAUGACCAUCACAAGAAGAAGAGUCGACUGGAUAGAUUUAAAAAUCUGGAGUUGAAGAUGAAUGAAGCUCGCAAGAUGAACCACCAAGAGGUUGUUGAGGAAGACAGGCGUAAGAAACUGCCAGCAAACUUUGAACAGAAGAGAAAAUUCAUUGAUUGGGAAGAACAGGAGGAAAAGAAGAGAAAGGAGGCAGAGGCGCGUGGGGAGGACUAUGACAGGGUCAAGUUGCUGGAGAUAACAGCCGAUGAGGCAGAGAAAUGGGAACGAAAAAAGAAAAAGAAAAACCCGGAUCCUGGAUUCUCAGGCUACGAAGCGGCCACAUUGAGAGCGUAUCAGAGGAACACAAAGAACUUGAAGCCUGAUAUGCAGGAGGUGGCUCGACAAAAACACAAACUGGGUGAUGAUUUCUAUGCUGGGACGAACACUCUGGGUCUCACACAGGUCAAGGACAAUCCAGAGGCAGUCAACAGAAUGGUGGACGACCUGGAGAAACAGAUUGCCAAGAGAGCCAAAUACAGCAGAAGACGUACCCAUGAUGAAGAUGCUGACAUUGACUUCAUCAAUGAGAGGAAUGCCAAGUUCAACAAGAAGUUGGAGAGAUUCUACGGCACAUAUACAGCAGAAAUUAAACAGAACUUGGAGAGAGGGACAGCUGUUUAGUGACGACAAUAACUUCCUGUGGAAAUUGAUAAAAAAACUUGGGAAUGUGGUUUUUGUAUUACUCGUAUGGUGUGUUCACACAUGUGGUGCAACAUUCAUCAUGAUCUUGUACCAUUCACUUAUUGAAUUUGAUUAGUUUUCAUCAGUUUUCCAAUGACCACAUUGAUAUGGUAAUUGAAGUCUUAACAGUUGAAUUCUCCCACAAUUUCUCGAAAAGAGUGAAUGGUAACAAAUGUCAAAUGUGCGAUAAAAGACAGUGUCAACGUGGCUUUAUUUUUUUUCCAUAAAAGCCAUUGAAUGCAUACAGUGAUUUACUUCAUAAACAAAUUUUAUGUUAAAUUUGCUUCAAGCCUUAAGAAGACCUUUGUAAAUCUGACUAUGUAGAAUUGUUGAGAUAUUCUCUUAACCCUUCACCCUUAGAUACGUAUUUUGACGCAUUUAUAGUCAUAUAGAAAGUAACAUUUAAUAAAAGACCUUUAUUACUAAAUUAUAAUUUUAAAGGCUUCAUUACCCUUAGUUUCUGAUGAGCAGCAAACAGCAUAAAACCUGAACAGACAGUAAGUUACUUGCAGGCUGUUCGGGUUUUAUGCUGUUAGCACAUUUUCACUUUGCCUCAGAGUGGGAAAGGGUUAAAAAAAAAAAGCUACCUAUUCUUAAAGUUUUCUUCUCUUCAAUACCAUCAGUUUUCUACUCAUCUCCAUCAAACUUGAUCACAAGGUUUAAGUUAUACUAAUUUGCAUUUGUCAGCUGUCAACUCAAAGAAUUGUAAAGUAAUAGCCCUCGAUUUAUUAAAAAUUUGCUCUUUUUCUUUUUGUUUCUUUUUGCCACACAGUUUUCGACUCAUUUACAAAAAUGUUUUGUUAUUUCAAGAUUGCUUUUAUCUAAGAGCAUAUGUUACUAAUUUACUAAUAUCCUAUGACAUUUUAAGAUUCUGAUUCAUUAUUUCUAGAUACCGCAUACAUUUUUUUUUAAACAAAUGACAUUCGUUGGUUUUAUUUAUUGAAAUGUGUAUUGUUUUUUAACUUUCGUUUUUUUAAGUAAUAUUUUUACAUAUUUAUUUUAGAUGAAUAUGGUGUAAAUAAAAACAGUUACAUAAAAUAUGUUUCCAAUCA
Messenger RNA from Dreissena polymorpha, 1877 nucleotides. Its product is annotated as pre-mRNA-splicing factor syf2-like. Gene Ontology annotation, cellular component: catalytic step 2 spliceosome; post-mRNA release spliceosomal complex; Prp19 complex. The record is from RefSeq and is a predicted model, not a curated record. The transcript has 7 exons. Bases 70 to 765 code for a protein of 231 amino acids. Lineage: Eukaryota; Metazoa; Mollusca; Bivalvia; Myida; Dreissenidae.